Ilex paraguariensis (yerba mate) is the source of this 996-nucleotide messenger RNA. The record is from the annotation of a GenBank genome assembly. Lineage: Eukaryota; Viridiplantae; Streptophyta; Magnoliopsida; Aquifoliales; Aquifoliaceae.
AUGACUUGUCUCCAUCACAAAUUCAUUGCUUGCCAACGAGCCCUGGAUUUUGAACUAGACACCAUUCUUUCCCAACGCCCAGAUCUCGACAAACAACUCUCCAACCUCCACAAAUCCCGGAAGCUCCUUGAGAUCGUCAAGGCCGAUUCCGACCACAUGCUCUCCAACGUCCGCUCCACAUACAAUCUUGCCGAUCAAGUCAGCGGCAAAUUUCGCCAACUUGAUCUCGCUCAGUCCUGCGUUAAUGACACUCUUCUCUGCAUCGACGCCAUCAUAGAGAGAGGUAAUUGCAUUGAUGGCAUUAAGAAAGCUCUCCAAACUGAAGAUUUUGAAUCGGCUGCUAAAUACAUCCAGACCUUCCUCCAGAUCAUGCCAAAUACAGAGAUUCUGGUUUGGAUCAAAGAGAACUUAAUCUAUGUAAUGAGGUGGAAUGUGUAUGCCAUAUAUGAGCUCCAAGAUGAGUGUGAUUCUCGGGGUUCCUUAAUUUUAAAGAAAUACAUAGAAUAUCGAAAAUUGGCUAAGUUGACAUCCGAAAUUAACACUUACAAGAGAAACUUACUUUCUGUUAGAGACCAAGGAUCUGACCCAAGAGAGAUCGAAUUGUAUUUGGAAGAGAUUUUGCAACUGACACGGUUGGGUGAGGACUACACUGAUUAUAUGGUGUCCAAGAUAAGAGGUUUGAGGUCAGUUGAUCCAGAAUUACUUCCCCAAGCAACCAGAGUUUUUAGGAGUGAAAAUUUCAGUCAAGUUGUUCAGGACAUUACGGGUUAUUAUGUGAUUUUGGAGGGGUUCUUCUUGGUGGAAAAUGUGAGGAAGGCUAUUAGCAUUGAUGAGCAUGUACUUGAUAGCCUCACAAUGUCCAUGGUGGAUGAUGUGUUCUAUGUUCUACAGAGUUGCUGUAGGAAAUCGAUAUCCACUUUUAAUAUUAACUCAGUGAUUGCGAUACUGAGCAGUGUUGUGAGUUUGUUGGGUGGCGAGUAUAAUGAAGCGUUGUAG